Fusarium odoratissimum NRRL 54006 is the source of this 1234-nucleotide messenger RNA. RefSeq lists its product as uncharacterized. The record is from RefSeq and is a predicted model, not a curated record. Bases 132 to 1022 code for a protein of 296 amino acids. Gene Ontology annotation, molecular function: hydrolase activity. The transcript has a single exon. Lineage: Eukaryota; Fungi; Ascomycota; Sordariomycetes; Hypocreales; Nectriaceae.
UUCCCCGCCGACUCGGCCGACCUCGGUUCCCCAGUCGGACAUAGCAUAGUUUAUACUUACACUGACUAUAUAUCAUCCCCAAAACCCUCUAUAACUUAUUCAAUUAAUUUUACGUACUCAAUAUCUUCAUCAUGACUUCACCAAACCUUGCUCAACGCAUUCCUCCCGACUCAUGGGACUCACACAUGCACAUUGUCGACGUGGAGAACUACACCCUUGACGCUUCAGCCAAAUACCGUCCUACAUCUCACACACUGGACCAAGCCCUCGCCUUUGAAACUGGCGUUGGGCUUCAAAACAUAGUCCUUGUUCAACCAUCUAUCUAUGGGCUCGAUAACUCGUGUCUGCUCGAUGGUCUUCGCGCCCUAGGUACUGAGCGUGGACGAGGUGUUGUUGCCAUUGACCCUGAGGCUGCCAAUGAAGAGGAGUUGCGUUCAUGGCAUGAACUGGGUGUGCGUGGAGUGAGACUAAAUAUUCUCUCAAAUGAACUUGCGAUUGAUGCGGCCGAGUUGGAGAGGCAGUUGAUGCUUUACGCUGAUGCUGUAAGGCCUUUGGGAUGGGUUGUUCAGGUCUACGUCCCUAUGGAUAUGGUCACUCUCCUUGAACCUAUCAUUCCGAAGCUCAAUGUCAAGUUCUGCAUAGACCAUCUUGGACAUCCGCCUCUGAACAAAUACGCAGGCGCAGACCCAUAUGAUAUACCAGGCUUCACAUCCCUCAUCAAUUUACUCAAGAACGGCCAGACGUAUGUCAAGCUGUCAGCUGCUUACCGGAUGAGCACACUCCCUGACUACAGCGAUUUGGAUCCCAUCGCUAAGGAGGUCGUUCGAGUCGCUGGAAAGACUCAUGUUGUUUUUGCAACUGACUGGCCUCACACAAGGUUUGAGGGAUUGGAAAUCAAGCCCUGGAUGGAGAGAGUGCUGAGUUGGUGCGGUGAUGAUGAGCAUCUCAAAGAGCGGCUGUUCAGAGGGAAUGCCGAAGAUUUAUGGGAUGUUCAGAGGCCAUCGAGGAAGGCGGACCAGUGAUUGAAAUCAGUUAUGGCUUGGGGUUGAGCUCGAUAUAGCAGUAAGGGGGGGAUUUCAUUCAUGGUGUUCAAAGCUGAUUUCGUUCUUUCUGCCAUGGACAUGUGUACUUGUUAAUAUUUUCGUUUAUGUAUUCAUAUCAUAUCUGCCUAUUAUUCAUCUGUCGAUCAUUCUGCCGUUGCAUUGCGAUACCUGAAACGUCAAGAACGAUUUCC